Molecule: messenger RNA, 592 nt
Organism: Amblyraja radiata (thorny skate)
Lineage: Eukaryota; Metazoa; Chordata; Chondrichthyes; Rajiformes; Rajidae
Product: prostate stem cell antigen-like
Exons: 3
Coding region: 204-551 (115 amino acids)
Source: RefSeq, a predicted model, not a curated record
UAGUCAAAAUCACAACGGAUUUUCAAUAAAGGCUCAGAGUGCUGGCGUAACUCGGCGAGUCGGGCAGCAUCUCUGGAGAACACGGACUGGUGACGUUUCCAGUUGGGAUCCUUCUACAGAUUUCAGGGAAUUUGAAGACUUCUGUUUGAAAAUUGUUCCAGUUCUCUCUCUUGCCCUCGAAGCUCAGCUGUUCAAAUCCAAAGAUGAAUUACCUUGUGGUCCUGGUAGCUGGUCUCAUUCUCAGUGCCUCUCCGGGUAACUGUUUGAAGUGUUACACCUGCUGUGUAUCACAGGAAAGAUGCGUGGAUAAAACUAUUAACUGCCCUGCGGGGCUGCAAUGUUACCUUGGGGUUGUAGAGGCUGGAGGUGUAUCGAUUUACGAAGCUGGAUGUCUUCCCCCUGCUGCUUGUAAUAUCUGGCCAAAUAUCACAGGAGUCUCUUUGUCUGUCAGCUGUUGUGAUACUGACCUCUGCAACGAGAGUGACCAAGUUAAAUUAUCUCUUCUGCUGUUCCCUGCUCUGGUCUCAGUCUGGUUUGCAAUAUUUAUGUGAAGCAAGUGCAUAAUAAUAAUGCACAGUGCCAUCUUCUGGGU